ACCGACCCAACUGUCACGUGACUGUCAGCUGACCACAUAUGGUAGCUAGUAGUAGGAAACUGUGCUCAUGCUGGAAGUUACCUUUGCUUUAUAACUUGUUAGUAAUUUCUUUGAGAGGACACUGCCAGUGUAUGCACCGCCUUUCCUAAAGAAGUCACUUGAGGUGAAAAAAAGAGCUUGGCAAACCAGUUAUUCCUAACAGGGUGCAAAGUAAAGAAGGGCCUUGCAGUCCAGGAUGUCGUCCACCACCACCUCCUCUGUUACCCUGAAUACUGGGGUUCAAAUGCCCCUCCUGGGGUUGGGGACUUACAAGUUGCACGGCUCUGAAGAAGUGUAUCGCGCCGUGGAUGCCGCCCUGGCUGCGGGUUACCGGGCCUUUGAUAGUGCAGCCGUCUACCGGAAUGAAGCCGACAUGGGCCGAUCCCUGAGGGAGCUCCUGCACAAGCAUGGCUUGACCAGACAGGAUGUGUUCAUAACCAGUAAGCUGGGCCCUAAGGAUCAGGGUGAGCGGGCUAUGGAAGGUGCCCUUCACAGCCUGUCUCAGCUGGACUUGGGUUACAUUGACCUCUAUUUGAUUCACUGGCCUGGCACGCAGGGUCUAGCAGUGGCUGAUCAGAGCAACCCAGGAAACCGAGCUCAGAGUUGGGCCACGCUGGAGGAGCUGCAUGGCCAGGGGAAGCUGAAGGCCAUUGGAGUGUCCAACUAUACAGUGGCUCACAUGAGAGAACUAAUGCAGAGCUGCAAAGUCCCCCCUGCAGUUCUACAGGUAGAGUUUCACCCACGUCUGUGCCAAGCAGAGCUGAAGAGUGUUUGUGAGGAGUAUGGAGUCUGUUUCCAAGCAUAUUCCUCCUUAGGCCAAGGAGAUCUGGUUACUGACCCUGUGGUCCUGGAGGUGGCAAAGCAGUACCAACGCACCCCCGCACAAGUGCUGCUGCGGUGGGCGGUGCAGCAGGGUGUCGCUGUGCUCCCAAAGUCAUCAAACGCAGACCGAAUACAGGAGAACGCCAGACUUUUUGACUUUACACUGAGCGACGCAGACAUGGACAGACUGUCAGCUUUGGACUGUGGACAGAAGUACUGCUGGGAUCCGUCAGGGGUCGCCUGAAACACCAGCUUGUGUCCUCCAUGAUGCCUUUUUGUCUUCAGUUUUACAGUGGUAGUUGGUUUUUUUUUUUUUUUUUUUUUGGAGGGGGGGUUGGGUUGUUUUUUUUUAAAGCUGUUACAAGUUUUGUGUCGACACUUUGUUAAUUUCAAGACAAAAAUACAGCAUAUUGUGGUAUGAACUCUAAAUCUAUGGAACGUCACCCAUCACAUGACUUUAUUGUCAACCAUAAGCCAUGUCUUAGUGAGAACCUUUCCCUUUGUUAUUGGAUAACGAAAACUUUUACAUAUCUGUCAGUUUAACUGUUGCUCCUUAUUCUUCAUAAUCUCUUGCCUUUCCUUUGCCUAAUAUCUUUGACUAACCAGAAAUCUCCAUUGAACAUAACUCAAAGGUCUUCUAAACCUGUGUAAGGACAAUUAAAAGAACAAAAUACCUUUUAAAAGCUCUCUUAAAAUUAUUUAUUUAGACCAGAGUUUUCACAGUUGUAGAGAAAAUACAUUUACAAGUCAUUAAAACUGAAAAAGAAACCAAAAUAAGAAAAAAAAAGUAAUAUUAAAUUUUUAUUUUCUCCACACACACAUCUCCAGAUUCAAGUAAUACUAAGGAUGGUUGCAAAAAAUCCAGGUGCCCAGGCAGGUUUGGGGUGUGUUCACUGUCACGGAUGUUUAAAGUCAAAAAGAGUUGCCAAACUCCACAUCAGCCAUUUUAUAGUGUACGCGUGUGUCACUUAAAAAUCUCAUGACAGUAAAUGCACCGGGACAUUUUUGUGCUUUCUGUUUUUCCUCUGAGUGUAACUUGUGAAAGCGAGCAGUGAAGUUUAAGGCUGUAAUUGGGUAAACAGACGAGGCUGGCUAUGCGGCGUCACAGGUCACAGCAUGUUCAAGGCAGUUCUUUGCAACAUUAAAUUCAUUUAAAUUCCAUCUGAUCUUUAUUUUCAGCAGAGUAAAGCUUUAUAAUCUGACCCAGAGUUCUCAAAACUGUGUGUGCACUCCCUGCAAUUGGAUAACAUGGGUCUAACGUGUUAAAAUGCAAAAUGCUAUUUCUUGCUUAAACACUCGUGUCUCUAGAAAUCUGAUAUCAGAAAACUCCUCAUCCCUUUUUUAUAAUGGGAAGUAGUUUAAAUUUGACAAAUGACCAGUCAAGACACAUGUGACCAAAAGGAUGGUAGAACAGGAUGAGUGUCAGGUAAAGUUGCCACCGUUUGAUUGUCUGGAAUUCUCUGAUUAAAAACCAAGCUAUAUAUUCUAUUUAUAUACGCAUAUAUAUAUUUUUGAAUUUGAAAACCAUAUAAAUGCCUGCACACCCGAGCACUUCACAACUCAACGCUACAAGUCGAGAGGAAGGAAGAAUAAGACAACUUGAACAAACCCACUAUCAUUUUCAGCAAUCACGUAUUUAUAAACAAGCCACAAGUAGCCCACUCAUGUUUACCGAGCUGCACAGAAAUGCUGAUCUUUGCCCUUAGUUAGAAUUUCCAUAAAGCAUAUAUAUUAUGCGCCUUAUGUGCCUAAAAAACACCAGCAAAGCUGGCAUCAGAUCAGCACUUCUAAAGCUAAGGCAUGAGAGUUUAUGAGCCCAUUUUAAUCACAUCCCCUUACAGGUCAAAGUGAUCAACUCACAUUUAAACUGAUUAAAAACAAAAUAAACAACAAAAAACAUCAGGAUGUGAUUUCUCCUGAAAAUCCUUCAAGCAAAAAGCAAGUGGA
Maylandia zebra (zebra mbuna) is the source of this 2808-nucleotide messenger RNA. Its product is annotated as putative oxidoreductase YtbE. Lineage: Eukaryota; Metazoa; Chordata; Actinopteri; Cichliformes; Cichlidae. The record is from RefSeq and is a predicted model, not a curated record.